Molecule: messenger RNA, 513 nt
Organism: Coccidioides immitis RS
Lineage: Eukaryota; Fungi; Ascomycota; Eurotiomycetes; Onygenales; Onygenaceae
Exons: 1
Coding region: 1-513 (170 amino acids)
Source: RefSeq, a predicted model, not a curated record
AUGUUUUUACCUCCAAAGCUAACGGUGCAUCAAUAUUUGGCGUCUGAAGGAUUGACACUGCUUAUCCCGCCCUCCUCUGCUGCCAACCGUCCGCAGGCUGGGGAUGAUGAGCCAUCCGAUUUCUCCGGAGUGUCCGGUAAAAUUAUUAGAAGAACCGUAUUCGCACCCCUCUUCUACAUAAUAUACGUACUGACGACUGCGUCUGCCUUUCCGCUCAUAAUCCGCUGGAUCCAUGGCUGUGCAGGCUGGUCCCUCACACCCAAGUUUUCGAAAAUCCUUGAAGGGAACUGGCCAAUUCCGAAACGAUCAGCCUGUGCAAAUUGGUUCGUUGUCUUGAGUCAGUGUGGGAUGCACUUGUGCGACCGUUCAAAGACCGCUAAUUGGCCUCUGACCCUUGUGAUAACUGAAUGCCAUGGUAGAAUUGUUUUUCUAAACCAAGAUAUUGUGAGGCGUGUCGGACGACCACACUCCAUCGUUUCUCUUGAAGCGAAAGUAUGGGCGAUGAGAAGCUGA